Papaver somniferum (opium poppy) is the source of this 3826-nucleotide messenger RNA. RefSeq names its product G-type lectin S-receptor-like serine/threonine-protein kinase At1g11330. Bases 1018 to 3543 code for a protein of 841 amino acids. The transcript has 7 exons. Gene Ontology annotation, biological process: protein phosphorylation; recognition of pollen. Gene Ontology annotation, molecular function: protein serine/threonine kinase activity; ATP binding. Lineage: Eukaryota; Viridiplantae; Streptophyta; Magnoliopsida; Ranunculales; Papaveraceae. The record is from RefSeq and is a predicted model, not a curated record.
CAUAACUUCAAAUCACGUCUUCUUUCUUUCACUGAACCCCGGUCUAGGGUUUUUGUUCCGAGUUUUUGUGAUGUUGGCUUUCCACUUGCUUGCUUGAGUGGAUAAGAAACUGAUUGUUUACUUGGAAAUACUCUUAUGUUUGAUUGAAAUUUGCUGUUAUUGAAAAAUAAGAAGAAGAUUUUGCUUCAUUUAAUUGGGGAAUAGCAUUUAGUUGAGUAUCAACAAGAUAGAAUUAUAUGAUUGAUUUAUGAAUGAAUGAAUUUCAGCAAUUUUGAGUUUAUUUGAUUUCAGUAAAAAAUUACAGGAAUGAGAAUGUCUUGGAUUUUAUUUUGGGAAAGAAUGGAACCCCCGGAUGCCAUUAUUUUCAGAAUUUGUUAACUACUUAAAUUCAGUAAAAUAUUCGAGGAAUGAGAAUGUCAUGGAUCGAUUUCCAGCAAUUGAAUGGAACCUACAUUUGGAUGCCAUUCUUUUGAGAGUUCAUUUAAUCGAAAAGCGAUUAUCAUUAUUGAUGGUGUCGGCGGUGGCUUGGGGACUGAAGAUGGUGGUGAUUGUACAUUUGUAUGGUAGUAGUGUAGAAGGAAGAGAACGAAGUUGGUGGCGGUGAUUAUGAUUUGUGUACGGUGGUGCUACUUCUGAUGGUCAGUAUAGUGGUGGUGGUGGUGAACGACUGAUCAUCCGAGUUAGAGUUGAAUAAGGCGCUGAAUAGCGAUUUUGAUUAUGAAAUGACGUAUCUGGUGGUGAUGCUGGUGGCGAUGGGUGGUGGUGAAGGAAAAAGCAGUUUGACUUUGACUUUGUUUUCAUAUCAAAAAUCUUUUCAUUCUCAGUUUCCACAAAGGAGCAAGGGUCAAGAAACUUCAUAUGCGUGAGCAGCUUCUCUUCUCUCUUUAAUUUUUCUACAUUGCAUACUUAUAUCCAGUCGUCAAUUUUAUAUCCCACAGUAGCUCUGAAUUAAUCUUUUAUUCUCUAUCAAGAAAUUCCAAUAGCUCUGAAAAUUACCAGAGAAAAGAAACUGUUAUUAUGGGUAUUGAAAGAAGAAGAAACAUCAAACUCAUUCUUCCUUGUCUCUUUACUUUAUUAUCCUUCUUGAUUGGUUAUUAUAUUAGUGAUGCACUAGACAUUUCAGACCACCAAACAGUAGUAUCUUCAGGGGGGAAAUUCAGGCUAGGCUUCUUUAGCCUUAAGAAUAGUUCUACCAAUCGUUAUGCUGGAAUAUGGUUCAAUAAUAUUCCGGGACCGACAAUUAUAUGGGUAGCUAAUCAAGACAAACCACUAAAUGAUUCUUCUGGUGUUUUGAAAAUUGCAGAUGACGGAAAUCUUGUAGUUUCUGAUGGCCGAAAGAACAUUCUUUGGACUUCAGGUUUGUUGUCUAAUGCCAGUGUUGUUGACACGGAAGCUGAAUUAAUGGAUACAGGGAAUCUGGUUCUACGAGAAAAGACAAGUGACAACAGCAGUGGGAGGAUAUUAUGGGAGAGUUUCGAUUAUGCUUCUAAUGUACUCUUGCCUGGGAUGAAGGUUGGUGAAAACAUCAAACCGGGUUUGAAAGGAGAGAUAACUUCCUGGAGAGAUAGCUCUGAUCCUUCCACAGGGAUCUUCUCAUUGGAAUUAGACCCGUCAAAACUUCCUCAGAUAAUAAUCAAGAACGUUUCGAAGGAUAAACUGCACUGGCGAAGUGGUCCGUGGAACAAUCGAGUCUUUAUAGGCGUCCCAAGAAUGUACAGCGUCUAUGUUGAUGGAUUUUUUCUUGUUAGAGAUGGUCAACAAGUUUAUUUAACUCUUGGUUAUGGAAACAAGACUUCUUUCACUAGGUUUGUUUUAGAACCUGAUGGGAUGUUUGUUCAAAGAGAUUGGCUUGAGAAUAACAGAGAAUGGGUCGACGUAUGGCACUCACAAGAAACAGAAUGUGAUAUUUAUGGUAAAUGUGGCCCUUUUGGAAGCUGCAAUGCAUUGGAUUCACCAAUUUGUAGUUGUUUGCAAGGGUUUGAACCAAAGUCGAAAGACGAAUGGAGUAAUGGGAAUUGGUUAGGUGGGUGUGUUAGGAGGACAGAAUUGCAGUGUCAUACAAACAACAAUGCAAUUAGUACAGGUGAAGUAAGGAAAGAAUUAGAUGGUUUUUUGAAACUUGACAAGAUGAAGGUGCCUGAUCAUGUUGAAUGGUGGGAAUCUCAAAGCACAAAGGAGUGCGAGCAAAACUGUUUAAAUAACUGUUCUUGCUUAGCUUACUCAUACGAGAACAACAUUGGGUGUAUGUGGUGGGCAAGUGAUAUGCUCGAUAUACAAAAGUUUGGAAACUUCUCUAAGGCUGGUGUCCAACUUCAUAUCAAGGUCGCCUACUCAGAGCUCCCUAAGAAGAAGGAUGCCCGGUUAAUUAUUUCAAUUGCGAUCAUUAUAGGAAUAGCUGUAGUCGGUCUUUGCACGUUCAUCUGCUGGAGGUGGAUGGCAAAACAGAGAGGAGAAAAACAGAAAGGCGCAGAACUUUACUUACUUGAUUCUUGUGGAGAAACGUCAGAUGCAAACAUGUUUGGGGACAACAAAGGACUGGUAAUGUUCCAUUUUGAAACCCUGGCUAUGGCUACAAACAAUUUUAGCGAAGCGUCAAAACUUGGGCAUGGUGGUUUUGGUUCAGUCUAUAAGGCAAAUUUGGUAAAUGGACAAGUAGUGGCCGUGAAAAGGCUUGCCAAGGGUUCCGGACAAGGCUUAGAAGAGUUCAAAAAUGAAGUUCUGGUGAUCUCUAAACUUCAACACAGGAAUCUAGUUAGACUUUUAGGUUGUUGCACUGAAAGGGAAGAGAAGAUAUUGGUAUAUGAAUACAUGCCUAACAAAAGCUUGGAUGCAUUUCUCUUUGUUCCAACCCAACGAACGCUCCUGGAUUGGAGGAAACGCUUCCAUAUUAUCGAAGGGAUAACCCGUGGGAUUCUUUACCUUCACAGAGAUUCUAGAUUAAGAGUUAUUCAUAGAGAUUUGAAGGCAAGUAACGUUUUGCUGGAUGAAAAGUUGAACCCUAAAAUUUCCGAUUUUGGGAUGGCAAGGAUAUUUGGAGGCGAUGAGCUCCAGGCAGAUACCAGAAGAGUUGUUGGGACAUACGGUUAUAUGUCCCCCGAAUAUGCAAUGGAAGGUCGAUUUUCAGAAAAAUCAGAUGUUUUCAGUUUUGGAGUGUUACUACUAGAAAUUGUGAGCGGAAAGAAAAACACUAGUUUUCACCUACAAGAGUUAUCUUUAAGCCUUCUGGGAUACGCAUGGAAAUUGUGGAAGGAAAGCAUGGCGCAAGCAUUGAUUGAUCCAACUUUGUUAUCUGAACAAAAAUUUGAGGCAGACAUUCUGAGAUGCAUUCAUGUGGGACUAUUGUGUGUACAAGAAUCUGCAAAGUACAGACCAACUAUGUCUAUUGUACUGUCGAUGCUUACAAGCGAAAUUGUAAAUCUUCCGACUCCAGAGCGACCUGCAUUUAUAGAGAGAGAGGUGUCUUCUCCUUCAUGUGCAUCUUUUGACACGCCAAAGCCAUUUUCUGUAAACAAUGUAACUAUCACAAGCAUCGAAGGUAGUUGAAAAAUUUGCUUCGUUUUUUGUUUAUAUUGGAACAAGUCUAGGUCUUUGGUUCUUAUACACCGAAAAACCAAGAAACGGGCAACUAACUAGUUUUCUGUAUGUUGUUGGUUGUGAAGACAUAAAAGGCGAGUUUGGUUUAUGGCUGUGAGUGUUUGAAAAAUACCUUUCUGUAUUGUGGACCUAGUACACUGUAUAUUGCCAUGUUAAAUUGUUGGUGAGAUAAGUAAUGACGAAAAUAGACAUGUAUUAAUAAUUAUUUUUGAAUACAUUUUAAUUUCAAAUA